This is a messenger RNA of Ceratina calcarata, 1665 nucleotides long. Its product is annotated as methylthioribose-1-phosphate isomerase. The transcript has 5 exons. Gene Ontology annotation, molecular function: S-methyl-5-thioribose-1-phosphate isomerase activity. The record is from RefSeq and is a predicted model, not a curated record. Lineage: Eukaryota; Metazoa; Arthropoda; Insecta; Hymenoptera; Apidae. Bases 238 to 1305 code for a protein of 355 amino acids.
AGUACGAGCGGGCAUGUGAUAGCUUAGCGAUCGUUGUUGCGAUACGGUAGGACCCAGUCACGGUCGUUCCAAGUGUACACGUGAGUUUCAAAUGAACGGACUCUCGUUUCAUUCAGAAAGUACGAAGCCGUGAUUGUGCUAGCCGCGAAGUCGCGUUUCGGGUCUGUGUCGGCACGUCGCCAUCCAGUUUUCCACAACAGAACACGUGCUUUUCCCGAAAUUGCUAUUUUUCACGAAAUGGAUACGACACUGGAAUCGAUCAGAUGGGAAAAUGGCAAGCUAGAAAUUCUGGACCAAACUUUAUUGCCCCGGACCAAAUAUAUACCUGUCACAGGCGUGGAAGAUGGUUGGCACGUCAUUCGUAAUAUGCAGGUCCGAGGUGCACCAGCUAUAGCCAUUGUGGGCUGCCUUAGUUUGGUUGCGGAGAUUACGAAGGAUGAUCAUAGAGAUAAAAAGAGUCUCCGUCAAGAUGUCGAAGGCAAAUUGAAUUAUUUAGUCUCAGCACGACCUACUGCUGUUAAUAUGAAAAUAGCAGCUGAUGAAUUAAUUCACUUAGCUAAUAAGCUCACUAAAGAUACUACUGUUAAUAUUGAUCAAAUGAAAGAAAGCUUAAUCGAUAGUGUAGAAUUAAUGUUGAUAAAGGAUAUUGCUGAUAACAAAGCUAUUGGGGACUUUGGAGCUGAAGAAAUUUUGAAGCACACGCAUGGAGAUGGUGCUGUUAAGAUCUUGACUCAUUGUAACACUGGGAGCUUGGCGACUGCAGGUUAUGGCACAGCUUUAGGUGUUAUUAGAUCUCUUCAUAAGAAACAUAAUCUUGAUCACGCAUAUUGUACAGAAACCAGACCUUAUUUUCAAGGUGCGAGACUGACUGCCUACGAAUUAGUUUACGAAGGUAUUCCUGGAACUCUUAUUUGCGAUGACAUGGUAGCAGCAUUGAUGAAGUCGACAAAUAUCUCCGCAGUAGUAGUCGGAGCAGAUAGAGUGGCCGCGAACGGCGAUACUGCUAAUAAAAUUGGAACAUAUCAAAUCGCAAUAGUGGCGCAGUAUCAUAAUGUUCCUUUCUAUGUAGCGGCGCCACGGACGUCUAUAGACUUUAGCAUUCCAUGUGGCGAUUAUAUUGUUAUCGAGGAAAGGCCGGAGAGAGAAAUGUCUCAUAUAAAAAACGAACGAAUUGCUUCGUGUGGUAUACACUGCUGGAAUCCGGCGUUCGAUGUAACUCCGGCCAGGCUGAUCACGGGCAUCAUUACAGAAGUCGGAGUAUUCAGGCCGAAGGACUUGAUAAAGUUGAAGACCGAAAGAAAUUAGAACGUAUUCAUUGAUUGCGAGCGAAGAAGAGUGCUUCCGGAUGCGAUUGUAUAAAUAAGUUAGUCGCUGAUUUUAGUAAUAUGCGAAGGAGAUCGUUGGCGGCUCUUGUUUAUUUGAUGAAAUUCGUGUUACAAUAAUGUAAUUCACGUGUUGCGCUUAUUUAAACAUAUAAGUCUGAUUAGAUGAAGUAAAAUGCAUUGUACGUAAACGUGUUUGCGUUUGAAAAUGCCUUGUUAUCUUCACUGUGAUUUUUACAUAUAUAUUUGUAAUGAUAAACGUUUUGUACGGAUAGUUGUAUAGAGAAAAGAAAAGGAAGGAGAUAUACGGUUAAAAUAUAAAAUUUAGCAAAAUGCUCAUCAA